Cotesia glomerata is the source of this 2420-nucleotide messenger RNA. It is a transcript of the gene Pdi, whose product is annotated as protein disulfide-isomerase. The transcript is spliced from 5 exons. Bases 186 to 1673 code for a protein of 495 amino acids. Gene Ontology annotation, cellular component: endoplasmic reticulum. Gene Ontology annotation, molecular function: protein disulfide isomerase activity. Lineage: Eukaryota; Metazoa; Arthropoda; Insecta; Hymenoptera; Braconidae. Gene Ontology annotation, biological process: protein folding; response to endoplasmic reticulum stress. The record is from RefSeq and is a predicted model, not a curated record.
CGCGUUACUGUGAUCUUCCGCCGUAUUCAUGUGGUGCCGAACGUUUUAUAUUACAUGUAUAUAUCUAUAUAUAUAAGUUGCUACGUUGUCUUUUUUCAUUCUUCAGUCGGUUUGUCCAGGCGUGUCAUUCAUCUCGUACCGUCACUUGGUCAAUUGAACAAGUCUUGCCAAUAUUUACUGUAACGAUGAGGUUCGCUGGAGUAUUAUUUGUAACAGCAUUGUGCGUCAUCGUAUCCUUUGCUGACAUCGCCACUGAGGAUGGAGUUCUUGUAAUAACAAAAAAUAAUUUUGAACAAGCAGUAAAGGACCAUCCUCAUAUUCUUAUCGAAUUUUACGCUCCAUGGUGUGGUCACUGCAAGGCAUUAGCUCCAGAAUAUGUUAAAGCAGCUAAAGCACUUGAAGAAAAUAAUUCGAACGUUAAAUUAGGUAAAGUUGACUCCACUAUAGAAUCCCAGCUUGCCGAAGAUAAUGGGGUGCGAGGGUAUCCGACACUUAAAUUCUACCGCAAUGGUGUGGCCAUUGAUUAUACUGGUGGUCGUCAAGCAGAUGAAAUUGUCGCCUGGUUGAUGAAAAAAACUGGUCCACCAGCGAAGGAAUUGUCAACUGUUGAUGAUUCUAAAGCCCUGAUUGACGCCAAUGAAGUUGUUGUUGUUGGUUUCUUCAAAGAUCUUGAAUCCACCGAUGCUAAAGUUUUCAUGGAUGUUGCUAAUUCUAUCGAUGAGCAAGUAUUUGGUGUUACUAGUGAUGAAAAAGUUUUCGAUGAGUACAAAGCCACAGAUGGUUCAGUUAUUCUUUUCAAAACGUUCGAUGAAGGUCAAAAUGUCUACGAAAAUGAAAUCUCUGUUGAAAAACUUAAGGAAUUCAUUGAAGUCCAUUCACUUCCUCUUGUUGUCGAUUUUAGUCAACAAACAGCUCAAAAAAUUUUCGGUGGAGAAAUCAAGAGUCAUCUCCUUGCAUUUAUCAGCAAGGAAGGUGGUCAUUAUGACAAAUAUGUUGAAGGAAUUAAAACAUCUGCAAAGAAAUAUCGUGGACAGAUUCUUUUCGUUACAGUUAAUAUUGAUGAAUCUGAUCAUGAACGUAUCCUCGAAUUCUUCGGAAUGAAGAAAGAAGAUCUACCUGCUAUGCGUAUUAUAAAGCUUGAACAAGAUAUGGCUAAAUACAAACCAGAAAAUUCCGAAUUGAGUGAAGAAAAUAUUUUGGAAUUCGUUACGGCAUUCUUUGAAAAUAGAUUAAAGAGGCAUUUACUUACUGAAGACUUACCUGAAGAUUGGGAUGCUAAACCUGUUAAGGUUCUUGUUGGUACUAACUUCUAUGAAGUUACCUUCGAUAAAUCCAAAAAUGUUCUCGUUGAAUUUUAUGCACCUUGGUGUGGGCAUUGCAAACAACUUGCUCCUAUUUACGAUAAACUUGGAGAGAAAUACGAAAGCGAUGAGACCGUAGUUAUCGCAAAAAUGGAUGCCACAGCCAAUGAACUUGAUACAAUCAACAUAAAGAGUUUCCCUACUAUUAUUUUGUACAAGAAAGAAACCAAUGAGGCUGUUGAGUACAACGGUGAACGAACGCUUGAAGGUCUUGCCAAAUUUAUUGAUUCGGAUGGUGUUUACGGACAAGCUGCCGAAGAAGUUCAAGAGGAAGAUGAAGAUGAUGAUGUGCCAAGAAAGGACGAACUUUAAAUUUUGAACGUUAAAAAAAACUACUUCAUAACUUCUCGUUAUCAACGAUACAACCUACAAUGAUAAAAUAUCUAAUUCAAUUUUUUAAAAUGGAUUCAUGAUGAAUUUCAACGUAUUUAUGAAUACGAUGUAUAAAAGAACAAUCUAGGUUAUUUAAAAAUACCUAUGAUUAUUAAUGAUUAUACGCGUAUUUAUUUUCUUACUAAUAACUUUUAAACGAUAUUCUUUCGAGAUCAAUUAAAAACAAAUUUCCAUACUUCCAUAAUGGAGAUCUUUUACUUCUCGGUUCAAGAGUCUGAUUUAGUAGUAGAACAAAUAAUUAUUAGAUAUCAAUUAACCGUUAUCUUUUGUUUUCUUCGUAUUUUAUUGUUAUUAUUACGUAACAUUCACUAAUAGAAUAUAUUAACAUUCGAUAUAAAUAUGAAAGAUGAGAUAUUUUCUCACUGAACUAAUUUUUUCACAAAAUAAUUACUUAUAAUUUUAAGAAUAAAUAAUAUUGCAUUUGAAGCGUAACACACAAUUUAGAAAUAAACUUAUCAAAUGUAAACGUAAUUUUAUUAUUAUUUCAUUCCGGGUAAUCAGGGAAGAAAAUCAAUAGAUUAUUUUAAAUAAAAUUUUUUUUUGUAAUUUCUGAAUGUGAAAUGGUUGUUGAAUGAGUGAAUUGAAUGAUAUUAACCUGUACUAGAAUAAACUAACAACAAUUUGUGAAGAAUAGCAGAAAAAAUUAUACUUUUAAGAUUUUUAUUA